Messenger RNA from Asparagus officinalis (garden asparagus), 1152 nucleotides. RefSeq names its product zinc transporter 4-like. The record is from RefSeq and is a predicted model, not a curated record. Gene Ontology annotation, biological process: zinc ion transmembrane transport. Gene Ontology annotation, molecular function: zinc ion transmembrane transporter activity. Gene Ontology annotation, cellular component: plasma membrane. NCBI's taxonomy places the organism in Eukaryota, Viridiplantae, Streptophyta, Magnoliopsida, Asparagales, Asparagaceae.
CACCCCCAAUUACAUCCUCCCCAUCUCCCUCCUCCUCCUCUCCCUCCCCCUCCCCUCCUCCUCCUCCUCACUCCCAAUGCAACCAGACCCCCCAAUCCCCGCCGACACCCGCCACACCCUCGCCUUGAAGCUCGGCGCCAUCGCCCUCCAUCCUCGCCCUCCGCGCCUCCUCGGCGUCCUCAUCCCCAUCCUCAGCCAAGCGCAUCCCCUCCCUCCGACCCCGAGACCGACGCAUUCCUCAUCAUCAAGUCCUCCGCCGCCGGCGUAAUCCUCGCCCGGUAUGAUCCACAUCCUCCCAACGCCUUCGAGCGGCUCACGUCCCCUGCCUCGGAGGCGGGCCGUGGAGGGAUUUCCCGUGUUGCGGGUUUCGUGGCGAUGGGGUCCGCGGUGGCGACGAUGAUGGUGAAUUGUUUCGCGAUGGGGUAUUACCGGCGGUCGCAGAUCAGUAAGGCGCCUCCCGGUGACGAUGACGCGGAUGUGGCGCGCGGCGUGGUCGGCAUGGAACACGGGCACGGGCACGGGCGUGCGGCGUCAGAGGGGUGGGACGGAAGAGGGUCGGUGGCGGAGAGGAUCAGGCGUAGAGUUGUGUCACAGGUUUUGGAGCUGGGCAUUGUGGUUCACUCAGUGAUCAUUGGCGUCUCCUUGGGCACCUCACAGAGCUCCUCGACGGUAAAACCCUUGUUAGGUGCUUUGAGCUUCCACCAAUUCUUUGAAGGGAUAGGCCUCGGUGGAUGCAUAGUUCAAGCCAAGUUCAGAGCAAGGGCCACGGUGAUCAUGGCCAUCUUCUUCUCCUUCACUACGCCCACUGGCGUCGCCCUAGGGAUCGCGAUAUCGUCGGGGUACGAUCGGAACAGCCCGACCGCUCUCGCCGUUGAGGGGCUCUUCAACGCCGCCUCUGCGGGGAUUCUGAUUUACAUGUCACUAGUCGAUCUCUUGGCAGCGGACUUUAUGAGCCCGAGGUUGCAGGGCAACACAAGGCUCAUGUUGUGUGCGCAUUUAGGGCUCAUUCUUGGAGCCGGAUUGAUGUCUACGCUUGCUAUAUGGGCUUAGGUCCUUCCUCUUGUUGUGUUCGCAAGGGUUUUUGUCUAUUGUCGAAACCCUUGGCAAGGGAUGCUUUGCUGCUGUAUAGCAAUGGCAAGCAGGGACUUUUUG